Syzygium oleosum is the source of this 3589-nucleotide messenger RNA. RefSeq lists its product as uncharacterized. The record is from RefSeq and is a predicted model, not a curated record. NCBI's taxonomy places the organism in Eukaryota, Viridiplantae, Streptophyta, Magnoliopsida, Myrtales, Myrtaceae. The coding region runs from base 2354 to 3307 and encodes 317 amino acids. The transcript has 2 exons.
UUUUAUUUGCGGAACAAAUUUUUAGCUUAGAAAUAAGUUUGGAACAGAAAUGAGCUGAAACAAAAACAAAAGUAACAACUCUUUUAUUGAUCACCCUCGCCACCCGCUGCCAUUCCCCAGCGCUCCGGCCACCUCCCGCCGCUGCCCCCCACCACGCCGGCCGCCUCUCACUGUUGCCCCCCACCGCGUCAACCGCCUCACGUCGUUGCCCCCCUUCUCGUCGGCCGGCCACUAGGAACAAUAAUUUAAGAAUAAUCUAUCAAACGAAUUUCUAUUUCGGAAACUGAAAUUUUAUGUCGUUAUCAGAUACUUUUUGCUCAGAAACUUGUUCAUGUACUAGCCAGAAAUAGCGUCGAGGAAGAGAAUGGUUAUUAUUCGCGCCCUAAACUUCUAAUGGCCGAGAUGAAUAGCGAUUUCAAUCGGAUUGAUUUGAUUUAAUUUUCUACCAAAAAUAAAUUCGUUUAGUUGCAUAGAAUAACGGUUCCAUUUUGAAAACAUUGAUCAUCCAGCGAUUAAAGGCUUUAUUUGGGGUUGAAGAAAAGAACAUGGAUCCUACGAUAAUGGGAAAAUUACCAAAAAAGUCCUAAAUUUAUUGCAUGUGUGCCAAUUUUAUCAUAAAUCUUUUAAUUUGACCAAUUGAAUCCUAAACCUUUUGAAAAUUUAUGUAGUCCAUCCGGCCAAUUUUAGUUGGAAUUCGUUGACAUGGAACUAGUCGUUUGAUGUAUGUGGCAUGGCCAGUGCUGACGUAGAUAAUUUUUUUUGUAAUUUUUAUUUUAUUAUCUUUCUUUUUCUUUUCUUCCUCCGUUGGUCGCCGGGUCUUGGCAAUGGCUGGCGACCGGCCACAAGCGAUGACUGGCAAGGGCAAUUCUCACCAGCCUCAGGCAAGGUCACCCAUGUUGGGAUUUGGCGAGGGGCGACCUCGCCGGCCUCGCUAGCUUCAAGCGAGGCUCGACCUUGCCGAAUAUGGCGAAGCGAUCCUCCCCUGAGGCCGGCGAGGUUACCCCUCGUCAGAUCCCGACGAGGUCAAGCCUUGCCUAAAGCUGGUGAGGCCGGCCCUUGGGGGACUCUAGCCAGGGCAAGGUUGAGCCUCGCCCAAAGCUGGCGAGGUCGACCCUCGCUGGCCUUUGGCAAGGGCGAGCCUCGCCCGAAGCUAGGAAAGUCGCCCCUGCUAGAUUCCAGCGAGGGUGAUGACCAAGUAUGCCUUAACACUUCUAAGGAUAUAUAGUUCUCAUGAGUACUCUAAAAUGUUCUCGAGAAUAUUAUGGGUAAUUUAAAAGCGGAUAUGUAGUGGUGCUUGCAAAUUUCAAUCGUACACUUAUUGAAAAUUCUUGUAAUUAAUAAGUGUAGUUGGUAGAUAGGAGAUUGGACUAAGAUUAAAGAAAGAUUUAUGGUAAUAAUUAGAGUUGCUCAAGUAUAUAUAAGGUCACUCCUCAUUUGUAUCAUCCCACAAAUUUAUCACAAAAAGAACAAUAGAGCAUUCUCUUUAAAAACACUACUCUCUCUAAAGUUUAUCUUUUCAAUUUAGUGUGCAUCAAGUGAGUCAAGGGAACUUAAGUGUGGCACUCCCCGUGAGACGCUUGGUGAGUCGAAACACAAGCUAGGUGAGUCAAAACACAAACCAGUCUACCUUUGGUAGAUCGUUCCCAAGCACAAUAUGACGAAUCAUAUCCUCAUAGUUGAUCGUAGUACACCCAAUUUAACUUGACGAAUAAUUACGAGCCAUUAAAAUAAAAUUUGGGUCAUCUACAUUCAACUUUAUAUAUAGAGGUACAAUUCAAGUCAAUCCACCAACAAAACCGAUCAUGAAAGUUCAUGCUAAAAAGGCGCCGAAUCAAAAUAAAAUUUGAAAAAUGGGUGUAUCGUUUACAUUUUCGUAUGUCAUUGCCACCAAAAAAAAAAAAGAAAAGCAAGAAAGAAAGAACUAAAGAGAAAAUAUAUACAAGGAAAACCUAACUAGAUUUGGUCAUUGACCAUUAUAUAUAAGCUACAUUUACACGAAUACAUUAUAUUUACGGGCAUGAAUUGUCUUUUUUUUGGCAAGAAGAUUGGAUGGUUUCCAAUAAAAUUCCAAGUUUCACACAGAGUGGAAAACGGAAUCUGGGAAUUUUCUUUUCCCUCUCUUUUCUAAUAGGAAGGUCUUGGCAUUCCUUAUUUAAUUUUAAUUUCAUCUUUGGAUGUGGACUUGGUUCUCUGCACCUUUAUGGUAAAGCCAUCUCUCUCGCUUGUCUCAUGUGCCUCGUCUUCUUAUAAAUGAGUCACUGGUCACCUUUGUUUAGCAGUUUAACUCCCCCAAUCACUUGAGAGUUUUCUUCAUGCUUCUUUCUGCUGUCUGAGUCUGUGUCUAUCAUAGGAGAUGGAAGGGAUGGAUGAGUUGGGUUCCUUGUGGAGUUGUCAAGAGAACAUGGAGGAGUUGAAGCAGAAGAUCCUGUGCACCAGCCUGAAGCUCGAGGCAGUGAAAAUGGAAACGAGCGAAGAAAUGAAAAAGUACAGGGAGAAUGUGAAGUACCUGCUCAACCUCCUGAAGACUGCUUACCAAGAAAGGGAUGAAGCCAGAGACCAGUUUCAGAAGCUGAUCAACAAGCUCACCUCUCAAAGCAUCAGUGACAUAUCAUCCUUGUUCUCUCAACAAAAAUACCCUGAUGGCUUCCUAGUGCCAGUGAGAGCGAACUCGGGCAUAACUGAAUCAAGCAGCCUCUCUGGUACCUACAACAAUCACCACUCGCAUGGCUCAUCAACUGUAAAUCUGUUCCUGGAUGCGGUUUCUUCACCAGACUUGUCGAGCAUUAACGUGGUCGAUUCUGGUAACACGGGCUUCAUCAAUCAGCCUUAUGUUCAGGAAUAUAGCGGUGCUAUGACUAGUGGUUCGAUCUCCUUGGUGAAUGCUAAAUUCGACGCAGCAUCUGUCAUUAUUGAUGACCUUGUCAACGGAAAAGCCCUGCCUCAGAAGGGCAGGCUCUUGCAGGCCGUGAUGGAGGCUGGUCCUCUACUCCAGACGCUCCUCGUGACAGGGCCACUACCUCGGUGGCGGAACCCUCCUCCUCUCCAACCAUUCAAAAUUCCGCCAGUUGCAGUAAUAAGUUGUGACCUGGCAAAUGCUUGUCUCAAACCUGGUGCAAGUCCUAGCAACUACCUGGUGAAAACUAUAAACCAAUCCCCACAUCCUGAUGUCUCGCCAUAUACGUGCUUGGCCUCAGUGCUGAACUUCGCUGGCGAGGCCCGCCUGUAUCAGGGUCAUGGGUGUCUAAUGCCUUCGGUCGGCUGUGUCGUGAAUCAGAUUCCAGCGGGAAAGAGGCAGAGGUUCCAAUGACAGGAGGCUUUUCCUUCUUUUUUUUGGGCAUUUAGUUGUAAAUGCAUGGCUUUGGUUUUUUGUCCCGGUGUGAAUGGCAUGGAGUUUCCUACUGGUUAGUUUGUGCAUGUGGAGGUGUCCUUUGUAUAUAAAACUCUCGUGCAUCUGAUUCUGGCUGCCAUAUUUCUGAAUUUAGACCAGAAAGCUGCAUCGAUAUCUUGGUCUUUUGCUUUACAAUGCUUGAACGAAUACUUUGUCAAGAUAGAACAGACGAUGAUGAAUGGAUGUUGAAAUUUGUCAUUU